Dictyostelium discoideum AX4 is the source of this 1500-nucleotide messenger RNA. It is a transcript of the gene cdc20, whose product is annotated as WD40 repeat-containing protein. Lineage: Eukaryota; Evosea; Eumycetozoa; Dictyosteliales; Dictyosteliaceae. Gene Ontology annotation, biological process: protein ubiquitination. Gene Ontology annotation, molecular function: ubiquitin-protein transferase activator activity; anaphase-promoting complex binding. The record is from RefSeq and is a predicted model, not a curated record. The transcript has a single exon. The coding region runs from base 1 to 1500 and encodes 499 amino acids. Gene Ontology annotation, cellular component: nucleus.
AUGAAUUCAAAUUAUGAAACAGCAGAAUUAGAACAAUUAUUAAGUUUAAAUGCACCAUUAGAAAAUGUUGAAGCAAGAUGGCAAAGAAAAGCAAGACAAAAUAAUAGUAAUACAAACAAUAAUAAUGGUAAUAAUGGUGGUGAUAGAUUUAUACCAAAUAAAAUGAAUAUAGAUAUUGGACAUUUUAAUCUUACUAAAGAAAAUUCAAACCCAAAUCCAAAUGCAAUAAAUAAUAAUUCAUCAACAUCAACAUCAACAACAGCAACAUCGUCAACAACUAAUAAUAUAGAAUCAACACUUUAUAAAGAUACAUUAGCAAAUCAAUUAUUUGAGAGUAAUAGUGGUGAUUUAGAAUCAAAGAUUCUUUCAUUUAAAUCAAAAGCACCCGUUGGUAAUGUAUCAUCAUCAACCAAUUCAUUACGUGUACUCUAUAGUCAAAAUCAAGUUGGUAGUACACCAACCGACCAAUCAUUAAAGAAACAAUUUCGUCAAAUACCACAACAACCAGAACGUAUAUUGGAUGCACCAGAUAUUGUCGAUGAUUAUUAUUUGAAUCUACUCGAUUGGAGUAGUCAAAAUGUAAUUGCAAUUCCAUUGGGUCAAACGGUUUACCUUUGGAAUGCAACCACUAGUGAAAUUCAAAGAUUGUUUCAAGUGGAGCAACAAGACGAUUAUAUUACAUCACUUCAAUGGACAAAAGAUGGUAACUAUUUAGCCGUUGGUACCAAUAGUUGUACCAUUCAAUUAUGGGAUGUCGCUCAUACCAAGAAGGUACGUGAACUUCGUGGUCACGCGGGUAGAGUUGGUGCUUUGGCAUGGAAUGAUUAUAUUUUAAGUUCAGGUUCAUCCGAUACCAAUAUCUUCAAUCAUGAUGUACGUGUACAAAAUCAUCAUGUCUCAACAUUGUCAGGUCAUUCUCAAGAGGUUUGUGGUCUUAAAUGGUCACAUGAUGGUGGCCAAUUGGCUUCGGGUGGCAAUGAUAAUAUCAUCAACAUUUGGGAUAUCAAUUCUGAGAACUUUGAAACACCAGCUCAUACAUUUGAACAACAUACUGCUGCCGUUCGUGCAUUGGCUUGGUGUCCUUUUCAACCAAAUUUACUCGCUACAGGUGGUGGUGCUGCCGAUCGUACCAUUCGUUUUUGGAAUACAAUUACUGGUGUUUGCUUAAAUACUGUCGAUACAAUGUCACAGGUUUGUUCUAUUCAAUGGUCAACUACCUAUCGUGAAUUGGUUUCAAGUCAUGGUUACUCUCAAAAUCAACUUUGUGUUUGGAAAUAUCCCUCAAUGGUAAAAUGUGCUGAACUCACUGGUCAUACUUCAAGAGCUUUACACACUGCAAUAUCACCCGAUGGUGAAACUGUAGUUUCUGCUUCUGCCGAUGAAACUCUUCGUUUUUGGAGAGUAUUUGAAAAAGAAAAUAAACUUCCAACUGCUAAUCGUAAAUCAAAAGAAGUUUCUGAUGGUUCAAUGAUGAGAAAUAUAAAUUCUUUAAUUCGUUAA